Molecule: messenger RNA, 402 nt
Organism: Penicillium riverlandense
Lineage: Eukaryota; Fungi; Ascomycota; Eurotiomycetes; Eurotiales; Aspergillaceae
Exons: 2
Coding region: 1-402 (133 amino acids)
Source: RefSeq, a predicted model, not a curated record
AUGGCGACCGGAAUAUACAACGAUAAGCAGCCCUUUCGGACAGACUCUGGGUUUCCAGCUGAGGGAACUACGCCACGACUUUCGCUGAGGGACUUCGUGACGGAAGAGCUCUCACGAGGCCCUGCAGGUCUCGAACGAGAAAUCCUCAUUACAUCGAAGCAGCUUUGUGAUUUUCUUUCAAGCGCCGAAGCAAGGCAACAGCUACAGACGCAGCAUCAUGGCUCAAUCAAUCGAAUUCGACCGGGGACUUUAAAGCGUCGUCGACCCCAAACUCCCCCUGAACAACCAAGCUCAGAAGACGAAGGAUCUGGGGAAGGGAGAAGAGAAAGUAAAAGUAGGCGUCAAAGUAGCGACUAUCGUCCGGGCUCGUCGUCCGGGGACUCGAAGAGUGAGCUGCAUUAA